Molecule: messenger RNA, 3113 nt
Organism: Miniopterus natalensis
Lineage: Eukaryota; Metazoa; Chordata; Mammalia; Chiroptera; Miniopteridae
Gene: TMEM65
Product: transmembrane protein 65
Biological process (GO): regulation of cardiac conduction; cardiac ventricle development
Cellular component (GO): mitochondrion
Source: RefSeq, a predicted model, not a curated record
AUGGAGGCGCUGAACACGGCGCAGGGCGCGCGCGACUUCAUCUACAGCCUGCACUCCACCGAGAGGAGCUGCCUGCUCAAGGAGCUGCACCGCUUCGAGUCCAUUGCCAUCGCCCAAGAAAAGUUGGAAGCUGAGCCACCCACUCCAGGACAGCUGAGAUAUGUAUUCAUCCACAAUGCGAUACCUUUCGUAGGGUUUGGCUUUUUGGAUAAUGCAAUUAUGAUUGUUGCAGGAACCCAUAUUGAGAUGUCUAUUGGAAUUAUUUUGGGAAUUUCAACUAUGGCAGCUGCUGCUUUGGGAAAUCUUGUGUCAGAUUUAGCUGGUCUUGGACUAGCAGGCUAUGUUGAAGCUUUGGCUGCCAGAUUAGGCCUCUCAAUUCCUGAUCUCACACCAAAGCAAGUUGACAUGUGGCAAACGCGUGUUAGUACACAUUUGGGCAAAGCUGUUGGGGUGACUAUUGGCUGCAUUCUAGGAAUGUUUCCUUUGAUUUUCUUGGGAGUAGGUGAAGAAGAUGAAAAACUGGAAAAGAAAAAUUAACCCUCUUAGAGUAACCCAUAAAGGAUGUAAACUAAUGUACCUCAGUUAUUAAAUAUGCUGUCACAACAUUUAGGAAUUAAGACAGUCACAGUGUAUAGAUAUGGGAUCAAAUAAUUCAGCAUGUAUUAUGGAAAACACUAACUUAUUGUGGCUUGGUUUUCUUAGGACAUCUUUUUUAAAAAAACUGUUUAGUAUCAUUUCAUGUAAAUUGUUGAAAUGCUUUUUCAUCAAUGGCAGUCAACAUUUUACCUUUUCCUUCUCUUUCUUAAUAUAUCCAAAUAUCAUUUAAGUAUCAGUCAUUGAUGUAUUGUACUGACUUGGGGUUUGCGUAUUUGUUACUUAACGUGUAUAUGCAUGAAAACAUUUUCUGUUGUGUUCCCUGUAGUUACAACUCAACCUUAAGAUUUUUCCGAAUUAUGUAAGAUGUUUAUUAUCAGUUGAAGAUUUUUUACUCUCUUUCUGGCAACAUCAAUUUUGUACUGUUUCACAGUAAACAUUCACAAUCAUAUAAUUUUAGUAAUUUUUAUUUAUUCCCACAUCUGUUCAAAACAGGGGCAGACUUUAAGGAUUUUAAGUUUCUGUUACUCCUUUUCAUUUCCUGUCUCAAGUGCCAGAGGUCAAUCAGAAUGAGCAAUUCUGUGGUCUUCCUACUACAUAAAAUCAUAUAUCUUAAGUAUAUUAUUUCAAAUUGACUUUUUUACUUUUAAUUUCUCAAUUUUUCAUAAUUACAUGGUGGUGUUUGACUCCUGAGAGGAAGAAAAUUAUUAUUUUCAGGUCUUUUUAAUGGUGAUUGUGGAAUUAGAGUGAACUAAGGGGUUGGACAUGACACUUGAAAAUUUAGAGGCUAAAAGAGUUUUUUUAGAGAAAUAAAAAAUGGGAACUGUCAAGAAGGUUUAUGGUAUCAAGUGGUGAAGCUGAAAGGAUGUUUGUAAGGUUAAUUAGAUACAAUUUAUAUUGUUCAGGAAGGGUUUUUUCCUCCAAAAUGUCUUCUCACCUGAAUUGAAUGAGUCUGAGUACUUCCUACUCGUAAUCCUGAUUUUGAAUCUUGUUUAAUGAAUUUUAUUUCUGGAUAACUUCUUUUGAAGUGAGAUAUAAAUAGUUUAUGUUUUGGGGUUUGCUAUAUAUAGUCUAAUAGUCAAAAGUUACAUGAAUUGAAAUGUUUUCUCCCUUUUUGGAUCUUUUUUCUUCUUUUGUGGUAUUUAAAUCAGAUUCUAGGUGGAAGUUAUUUAUUUCCAUUCUUGUAUAUCUGACUUAAGUAUAUCUGUAUAGGAAUCAUAAAUUUUAAUUUUAUGAACCCUUAAAGUUUGUUAGCUUGUGACCUGUUACACAUACUAAAAAGUUAUUCUUACUUGUAAGAGUAAUUAAACACAUCAUGGAGAGAAAAACUGAAACUAAAAUUACUACUUGGGCCACUGAAAUUAUUAAUGUUGGUAAAUAGAUGCAAAAGAAGGGAAACUUAUAAGAUAGCUGUAUUUACAGCUAUAACUAUAUAUUUAAAAUUUUUAUUUGCAAAUAUUUACUUUGAGCUAUUUUUUCCUGAGGAGCCAAUUUUCCCCACAAGGCAAUUUAUUGUAAAUUCUCUUUAGUGCACUUCAAAAUAAUUUAGUGCUAUCCUUUAAGCAUAGAUUUUUGAAGGAAAAAAAUAAUAAAACAAAAGAUAAAUACAUACCAUUCUUAAUAUGUACAAAUAGUAUCACAGUCUCUUUGGUCAAAUUAGAAUUAAUAGAACUUGCUAUCUUAAGCAGAAUUGUGGUUUGUAUCUUCCACGUAAUACCAUACACACACCAAAAAUUUUUUAUUAUUUCAGAUGAGAGGAUUAGAGUGCUCAUUAAAAAAAUUUUUUUUGGUAAAUGUUUAUGUGCUUUUGUCCCUCCCUAACUUAUAUAUUGCCAGUCCUUUCUGUUUUCAAAAAAAGCAUUUUAUUGUGGUGCUUAAAUUUUUUUAUUAAUUAAAUCCCAUAUCCAGAAACUUUGCCUUUGAGUUUAGAAAGGGCUUUUGAUUACUGUUGUGUGUGUUUUUGGUUUUUUUCCUGUUGAAAAUAACCCAGUCCUACAGAAUCUUUCAGUUUAGCUGAACAUCUGCAACAUUAUUUAAGGUGUCAAAACAUGUAACAGAAAAUCUUCAUAUUGAAAGAUAUUUUAAUUUAUGGACACAAUAAACAUUUGCAUCAUUCAGGUAAUUACUUUUCAAAAAAUGGCACCCUUAACCUAAGAUACACAUUUUUCAAGAUCUUUGCGUUUUGCAUAAAGUGAUUUCUGAAAAAUGGUUCCCCUUAAGUUAAUUACUUUAUGUAACCAUUAUUUUAUGUUACUUGUUACAAAGAACCUUAUUUCAGAUUGGAACUGGAAUUCUUAUUUCUAUAUUAGCUAUUUCUUUAUUGGGAGCACUAUAACUGUGGUUAAAUGCAACAUGAGCUACAUUUUAGUACUGUUCAUUUAAAUUCAUGUCAUCUGUGUAUUAUGAUUUAUUGACUUCUUGAUGCAUGUAAAUUGGGUGCAUUUUGUUGCCACUGUAUGUUAAAUGGUGACCAAUGUUUUUACGAAAGAAUUGAAAAAAAAAAAAAAUCUUUUAAGAAA